GGAAGGGAUGGCAGGGUAGUCCGGGAUGGAAGGGAUGUCAUGGAUGCCUUGUCACCCCAUUUCGCAUAAUUGGAGUAUAGCACUUGGUGCAUCCGGGUAGUCCUGGAUGUACUAGAUGAAAUUUGGAGUGUAGUAUCUGGUGCAUCCGGGUAGUCCUGGAUGUACUGGAUGAAAUUUCAUACAUGCUCUGGGCAAUUAACAUAGCGUUAAUAUGCUCAUAUCCUGGAUGUCCUGGACGUCCUGGGUGCUCUGGAUGGCUAGAGUCAUUGAGACAUACUGAAGUCCUAGACAUCCUGGAUGUCCUGGAUGCUCUAGAUGGCUAGAGUUAUGCUGGAAUCCUACCUAUCUUGGGUGUUCUGGACGUCCUGGGUGCCCUGGAUGGCUAGAGUGAUGUUGGAGUCUUAGCUAUUCCGGAUGUCCUGGACGCUCUAGAUGGCUAGAAUCAUUGUGAUAUACUGAAAUUAUGGACGUCUUGGAUGUCCUGGAUGCUCUACUAAGCUAAAAUUAUGUUGGAUUCUCAGCUAUCCGGGAUGUCCUGGACGUCCUGGAUGGUUUAGAUAACUAGGGUCAUCUCGACAUGUUUGUGCUAGUUUGAAGAGCUCAAUUCUUGUGCUUCGUUGUAGAUGGUCAACAAGUGUCGCAAAUCCGGGGCUCUAAUUCAUUUAUAUAAUGGGGGACUUGCCUUUCAUUUUUCACAACACUUUGAAAGUGAUUGGAAAGCUUGGAGCUUUGGAGAGGUCAAGAGUAGAGAGAGCAUUUUUGAAGGCUUCGAAGAAGGUUGGUAUUCUCUCUACUGUUCUUCGACUGUUCUUCGCAUAUCUUCGAUCAUGAUUUUAUGUCGCAUGUUAUGUGUUGCUUUAGGAUAGCUUCGAUCUACCGUUUUUGUAAGAGAUGAUUUGAUUCGUAUGUGUUUCAUUGUUUGUGUAUAUGAUGUUUGUUGGAGUAUGCUUAUCUAGACCUUUAAAUGCUUUGUCGGGGUGGUCCGGGUUGUCGGAGAGAUACUGAUGGACCUCUUUGUUCUUGUAAUCAUAUAUGCUCUAUUUAUCAAUGUUGUUGGUCGUGUAUACUUAGCAUGUAUGUCAUGUUAGCUUGCGUGCCUAUUUGAUAAUGCGACGGGUUGAAUCGGGAUAGUCUAGAUCACUUUAUCCUCUCUUUCGCUUGAUAUGCUUGUACUGUCGGGUUGGAACUGGAUGCUCUGGAUUGACUAAACCUAGAUGUUGCCAUACUUUAGGGUCAAACCACUAUGUCGCAAAGUCGGGGAUGGUCGACAGCGUCUGCUAGCGGAAUGUAUAAUUUAGUGGAUGAAGGGGGGGAUGACGAUAUAGAAGUUCCGUCGGGUAUCCCCAGUGGUCGGAUGAGACGAAGUAGCUCUGUUUGUCAGGGGACGUCUGGAGGCUCGGGCCUCGGGGUUGAUAGUGAGGGACCUAUAUUGAAUGCUAUUCCUAUGGCUUCGUUUCUUAGCAUUGAGAAUCCGACAUCGGACAUAAAUCGGGCUGGUCUGGUAAGGAGGAUUCGCAGAAAAUAUAUGAUACCUGACUGGGUUACACUGCAUGCUCCGGAUGCAACUCUGCUCGCCAACUAUUAUGUUGAGAACAUGGUGUGUCUCUACGAGUUCAUCUUCGUGCAGGGGAGCCGGCUCCCACUACCACGACUUGUGUUGGAGUUGUGUGAUUAUCACCACCUGUCUCCAGGCCAACUCAUGCCGAAUGCAUGGCGACUACUGCUGUGUAUCCAAGUAUUUGCAGAGCUACACAACUUUGAUGUCAACGUAUACGAUGUGUUAUACUCAUAUGCUGUAAACGAACAUCGUAGUACGGGUAGGUUCUGUAUGAAGGUAAGACCCAACAAGGACGCUCUUAUUGCGUCGUUGGGUGAUGGUGAGAAAAAUUGGGCAUCAAAGUAUAUUUUUGUGAAUUAUGAUAGUUUGGGUGUGCCUGCUGACAUGUCUAUUCCGUCCGCGUGGAGCGAUGGAAGUCGAGUGAAGCAAGAUCCGCCUGUCUCGUUAGGACUAGCCGAACGGGCUGACCGAUUUCUUAGCUUUCCCAUCGCCGAGCGUAAGUGGAAAGCUAUCCUAGUCGACGACAACCUACGCCGGACAUCUAUUUGGGACCAUCAGGCCGGGUGUGGAGAAGAUCGUUGGAUGUCGAACCCCAAAUAUCAAGUUGAAUGCACUAAUGACAAGUCAUACAAGGGCUUUCUGGAAAGACAGAAGCAGCAGAAGAAGAAGAAGAAACAGGUUGUGACUUCCAGUUCUCGCGAGGUUGAGACUGUAAGUGAUGAUGUGCUGCCGCUCACUCAGAUUGUCCAGAAACGUGGAAAGCGGACUGCUCAGUCGAGCGAGCCCGCUUGGACAGAUGGAUCCGUUAACUUUAGCAUUCCUGCCGAUGCUUCUGUUCACACUGGGUAUGACGCUUUGUUCGGGCAGCUCGGGCAACUCUUGCUGGAUGAGGAUAGGGCUCGGUUGGCCGGGUUCUCCACGCCGUCCAGGAUGGCGCGCAUGGCUUGUGGUCAUGCCAUGAUGGUAUGUUAAGUUCUUAGAAU
This is a messenger RNA of Salvia miltiorrhiza (redroot sage), 2541 nucleotides long. RefSeq lists its product as uncharacterized. NCBI's taxonomy places the organism in Eukaryota, Viridiplantae, Streptophyta, Magnoliopsida, Lamiales, Lamiaceae. Bases 1244 to 2530 code for a protein of 428 amino acids. The record is from RefSeq and is a predicted model, not a curated record. The transcript has 3 exons.